AUGUUUUGUUCCUGUUCCUCUUUCUCCGCUUUUGGUUGGCGCCGUGUUGGAAGCAUUAAACAAAGCGACCAUUCCUCUCUAGCCUUAGCACAUGAACGUUUAACUACAAAACUUGAACUUGGAGGUGUGCAGGUUGUGUAUACUGCAAGUUUGAGUGGGGAGAGUAAUGACCAGGCAAUUGAAGCAGAAUUGGAUGAAUUGAAGCACAGAGAUGUUCACAUAUUUAUUGCCGAUCUCAGCCGUUCUCUAGCUCUCCGUGUAUUUUGUGUUGCCUUCCGUUUAGGCCUCUAUGGAAAUAAUUUUGCUUGGAUUCUCCCAGGAUUUAAAAUUUCUCCAGACGGGACAAUAAAUAAUUUUUGGUGGCAAAAUAAUUAUUUAAAUAUUCAAACAAAUUGUUCUUUGGAAGAAAUUGAAGAAGUUUUAACUGGACAUUUUGCUUUAGAUCAAGCACUUAUACGGCCUUAUGAGAAAGGAAAAGAAGAAAUUUUGGCUAGUGGGAAGACUCCAACCCAAAUUCUCGAAGAAUUCCACCAAAAUUGUUUACAAGAAUAUGGUUCAAAUACAGAAUGUCAAACAGAUUCAUUAGCACAUUCAUCUUACGCUUAUGAUGGAAUUUUGGCUUUAGGCUUGGCUUUAAAUAAAAGUUUGAUUUUAAAAAAAGGAGAGGAAGAAGAAGAAUUUGAAAUUGACAAAAAACUUUUUGUUUCAAAAAUGAGAAAAACAGAUUUUGAAGGUUUAAGUGGAAGAGUUCGCUUUGAUGAUAAAGGGGAAAGGCUUGGAUUGGUACAAAUACAACAAUUAAUUAAUGGUUCGUAUUCAAUUAUUGGAUUUCUGGAUAAUGCUGAAGGACGAUUUCAGUUAAACAAGGAUAUAGAUUGGAUUCCACCAGCCGAUUCAACACUUUUAUUGCGUAGAAGAGAAUAUGUUUCUGCACUUUUAUUAAUAAUAAUGUGUUCAUUAGCUUUUGCUGGUAUUUGUUUGGCUUUGAUUUUUUUGAUUGUUAAUAUUAAAUUUAGAAAUCACAGAUUUAUAAAAAUGUCCAGUCCGGUAUGUUUUUUUUAA
Messenger RNA from Meloidogyne enterolobii, 1062 nucleotides. NCBI's taxonomy places the organism in Eukaryota, Metazoa, Nematoda, Chromadorea, Rhabditida, Meloidogynidae. The record is from the annotation of a GenBank genome assembly.